Messenger RNA from Seriola dumerili (greater amberjack), 5433 nucleotides. It is a transcript of the gene marchf8, whose product is annotated as membrane associated ring-CH-type finger 8. Gene Ontology annotation, biological process: antigen processing and presentation of peptide antigen via MHC class II; immune response; protein polyubiquitination. Gene Ontology annotation, molecular function: MHC protein binding; ubiquitin protein ligase activity; zinc ion binding. The record is from RefSeq and is a predicted model, not a curated record. Lineage: Eukaryota; Metazoa; Chordata; Actinopteri; Carangiformes; Carangidae. Bases 169 to 2031 code for a protein of 620 amino acids. The transcript has 10 exons. Gene Ontology annotation, cellular component: cytoplasm; lysosome; early endosome membrane.
CACACACAGCUGCUCAGCGGGGGCAAUGAAAUAAACAGAACGUCGUCAUUCGGUGCCAAACACAGCGGGCGGUACGGGCGAGGUGUCGCAAUUCAGACCAUCAUGCCCUUUGCUCUGGCAACAGGACAGGAAGUGUGUGUGUGAGCGUCCCUGGUUGGCUCUGCUGGGAUGAACAUGCCACUGCACCAGAUCUCUGUCAUCCCCCGUGAUGUGACCUCAUCGCGGGUGUCAGGCAGCGGGAAAGCUAAGGACAAGGACAAGCAGAAUGAGAAGCCUCUGGGUCAUUCAGCAAGCAGGUCCAGCAAUAUAUCAAAGGCGGGGAGCCCGACUUCCGUCAACGCUCCAUGCAGUUUCUCGAGGACAUCAGUAUCCCCCUCCAGCCAGGACAUCUGCAGCAGUCAGCAUCAGGACUGUCAGAAGCAGACUGCAGUGGUUCUGUUGAAUUCUAAUGGUAAAACCCGUCAAGGCUCAGGAGGUAUUUCAGUGACCACCUUCUGCACAGACGCCCCACCAGCCUCCAAACACACUAAACAACGAGACUGGCUCUCUCUGCUCCGCCCAUCCUCCGUCAACAUCCAACCUAACGGCUCGCUCAGGUUUUCUGUGUCUCUGAAUGACGUGGGCCAGCGCGUGGACAGUCUCUGUCGUGGCCUGCACUUCAUAGAUCGCACCUGCUCCGAGGGAGAGCUGGAGCUGAAGCCUGAGCCUGCUCAGCCGCCCUGCUUGGAUCGAAGGGCGCACACACUCAAUGGCAAGCUGGCUGCGGCUACAGCACCCGCACACCAGCACCCAAAUCCAACCUUCUCAACACGCACCCACCCCCACCUCGUCCCAUCCUUCACCAACAACUAUAAGUACAUGUUGAGCGUUCCUCCCGCCAAUUGUUUUCCAUCUGACCCUUCUGUCAUUGCCCCUCCUCCUCCUCUUUCCAACACCCACCUCCACCAACAUCCCUCCCCAAGCGCCAAUUUCCUCCGUCUCCUCCUCCCCUUCUCUCGAUCCUCUACCUCGGCCAGCCUGCAGUGCUCUGAGCUGGGCAGCUAUGCCUCUCACCUCCACAUCACCAAGUCCUCUAGUGCCCUGCUGGAAGGCAGCGAGUCAGGGUUCCCCCCUGAGGAUCUACUGGGAGAUGAUGACGUGUUUGAGGAGGACCGGUCCAGUCCAGCCACAAAGGGAACGGGCCAGCUGGCAACCCCAGAUACAGUCACCGUGGUUGGGCCAGGCGCUCUUCUAGCCCCCCUGUGCUAUAUGGAUGAGGACAGCGACUUGGACUGCUGCCCAUCCCCUUUGUCAGAGAAAACUGGGCCACUGUCACCCUAUUCGCUAUCUGGGGACUGCUGCAGGAUUUGUCACUGUGAAGGGGAUGACGAGAGUCCUCUGAUCACACCAUGCCACUGCACGGGGAGCCUGCGGUUUGUCCACCAGGCCUGUCUACAGCAGUGGAUCAAGAGCUCUGACACUCGCUGCUGUGAGCUCUGUAAAUAUGAGUUCAUCAUGGAGACCAAGCUCAAACCGCUGCGCAAGUGGGAGAAACUACAGAUGACGGCGAGCGAGAGAAGGAAGAUCAUGUGCUCGGUCACCUUCCACGUCAUCGCCAUCACCUGCGUGGUGUGGUCGCUCUACGUUCUCAUCGACAGAACGGCGGAUGAAAUCAGACAAGCCGGAAGAAUCCCAGGUAAACAUUUCAAGCUGCACGUUUCUUUUAUGUCUGUUCUCUGUACCUCAGGGAUCCUGGAAUGGCCUUUCUGGACCAAGCUGGUGGUCGUGGCCAUCGGCUUUACGGGUGGACUGGUGUUCAUGUACGUCCAGUGCAAAGUCUACAUCCAUCUAUGGAGGAGACUCAAGGCUUACAACCGGGUCAUAUACGUCCAGAACCGACCAGACACGUGUAAAAAGCUGGCGCUGGAGAAGCCCCCUCUCAUGGAGCCGAGUCUGGAGAACAAGGAGGCCCUGGCCCCCACCCAGUCGGACACAAAUUCCUCCCAGUACACAGAGACAGAGGACUACAGUAUGGAGGUGCUCCAUGUCUGACCAAACAGUCCAUGCCAUUGGUUGUCCUACCCAUACUACACACACACACACACACACACACACAAACACACAGACCCACACACACACACACACACUUAGGCCCACCAUGACUGAGGAACGACCAGACGCUCCCCUUCCUGUUAUCAUCAGACUGACGCACUGUCUUCUUCUGGUCAUCUUGUCCUCCCACAGAGACAGACAGACCACGACUAACGUCUUCUAUCCACAUCCCUCCUAUCAGACCUUAUUCUUCCAUCGACCUGUACCCUCAGUCCACACCCUUGCCUCUUUCCUUCCCUAGGACUGGACUGUUUUUACUGACUUCUGUAAAUGUCUGAAGAGGCCUGGAGCAUACCACUCUCUGCGCACACACACACACACACACACACACUCUUGUAUGUACACCUCUAGGAGAGCAGGACUGAGACAAAUGGACUCAUAAACAGCUCCAGGGGUUUACACUUCUCUGAUGCGUGGUUUGUUUGCUUGUGGGUUUGUUAGAUUUGUUUUUACAUCCUGUGAGUCUUGGGCUAACCCUCCGUGGAUCAGUAUGUAGCGCCGCGCAUCGGAUCUCUGGAACAUUCCAGCCACUGCCAUCUCUGUUGCUGUGGUCUGUCAAGUCCGCGCUGGUCUGGAUCCGACCAGGCCUUGAUCUGGACAUGCAUCGAAGCACUUUUGUUUUUUAGUUCCCUUUCUCUAGCUCCUCUCUUCUUUUUUUUUUCUCUAUUAUGAAUUAAGUCUUCUAUGUUAAACAUGGGGGAAAGCACACUCAAAAAAACUUGGAAAUGUUGGUUUCCUGUUUUAUUUGACAUUGCAUUUCUUCAUACACAUAUAUACAUAUAUAUAAACCCUCCCAUGGAUGACAAAAAAGGAACUGGGGUUAAAAAAUGGAAUCGUGCUGAAAGAAACAUUUGGUUGAUGGGUUUUGACUAUGAAAUGUCAGACUCGUAGCUCUAAUGCAGAUAAUGGAAAAUCCAGCCACAUGACUUCUUUACCCCAACAUGAACUUUCUGAAGGCUUUGAGAAUGUAAACUUUUUAAAAAAUGAUUAAAAAAUGAAUAAAAUAUACAAAAAAAAAAAAACAACAUUUUUUACUGGUCACAGGAAAUUGCGAGAUAAUUUCCAUGUCCAUAACAAGAGCCUUUGGGCAUAAACAAAGUCGCUCGUGUUUUUCUAUCAUGCGAAUGACACAGUAUUUACAGUGUGAUAUGUGCAGUUUUUAAUAUGUUGAUUUGUUUGCUUAGUCAUGGGAUAUGCCUUGGGAAAUCUGCAGCUGCCUAUUUUCAGUCUGACCUCCUGUCACUCCCACUGUGCAGGCGGUGCAUUAAUUGAUUCCAAAUAGAUAGUUUGGAUUAAAACACUGGCAGAAUAAGCUUUAGGCACACUUUACAAUCCAUCUCCACAGUUAUGUUAACACACUUUAGCACAGAGUGCAAGGUGCCAGAUGUGAUGUUUCAACAUGACAUUUAGGAUCAUUACCAAGCAUUUCGGAUGAGCAAAAAUCUCAGUUUCAGUGUCUUGUUUCUUCUUGCUGGAGUCUCUCACAUGGUGGAGGAUGUCUAUUUUAGUAUUAAUCACAAGACAGCCAGCAUGUUCCCGCUAAUUUGAUUGAACGUUUUUUUCACAUCUGGCCUUAUGUGGUUUAAAUGACACAAGUUGUUCCAGCACCUUUUUGUUUUUAAUUUCUCAAUAGAAGCACAGUGAAGCACAGCUUAAAUACUGUCACUGCAUUACUCCAACAGUGUAACAUUUUUACUGUAGGUCAUUACAUUCAUCAACAAACAGAUCAUUUAUUUUGCAAUAAAAGCAAUGCAAUACAUCCAUAUGCUUGCUACCUGUGAGACACACAGUCAGCUCAUCACUCAUCGAUGAGCUGACUGGAGCGCCACCUGCUGGUGUGAAGCUGAAGGUGCAGCCUGAGGUGGGCAGGAGCUGAUUUCUGGGGGCGAUGUAUUUUGGGGCUUACAGUCAUUGUAAGUGCUUUUGUGUAUGUGGGAGCACAGCGAUGCCGGGCUCAUGUUGAGCCUCACAGCCAUUCCAGCAACACACACAUUUUUAAAGUCUUUGAUACCAGUGUACUGUCUGUGAACAAUGAUGGUCCAACUACAUACAUACUACAUGACAGUUUCUGCUCAGCAGCAGCAAUAAAUGAAAUCAGCGCUUUGUUUUCUGCAACAGUGCAUACCGUACUUGUGUUACUUGUGUAUAUGCCCCAUGGUGACUUGAGAUCUGGAGUCUAAUACAAUUUUAAUACAUAAUAUGAGCCAAGGGAGUAGUUGUGUGUCAAGUUGGAUUAAGACCUAGUAAUGAGAAGCUUCUCUGAAACUUCAAACCCCACGAGGCUCAGUGCAAUUAGACAGAUAAAAAGUGCAAUUACCCUUUUGUUGUUAUUCUAUUCUAUAGUUAUGUACUGGUGUUUAAUGUCCAGGAUGUCCUCUGGGUAUAAAAAAGUUUUUGUGUUGUAUUUAUUUUUAAAAGAAAACAGAGUACAAUUUGUUCAUUUAAAAAAACCCUUUCAUUAGUAAUUUUAUGCAACUUACACUUUGUUUUUUUUCCCAGGCAUAAAUACCAGAAAAUCACUUCCACUUUGUUUUGCACUUUAGUUUGUCAUUUAGAUAUUAGUGUUGUAAAAAGCUUAAUGUGAGUAUCUGCUCUUUCUUCUUGCUUUUUAAAUUGCUUGCUGAAUUAUGUUUUAAAUAUGCAGAGUAUAGACAUUUAAUCACAGCAUCACAUUUGAAUGUUACUUGUUUUUCACAUAAAACAACAUGGAAUAUUCUGAUGUUUCCAGUUUCUUCAAAAUGGAGGAUUAAAGAUGGACGGUGGAUUGUGCUUUUUCUUUUUUCUUUUUUUUUUACUUUCUACUCAUAGGAGCUGGCUCCUUUCAUGAAGUCUGAGACAGAAGUUUUGAUGUAGUCUUGAUGAAGAUUGAGGCCGCUUUAGGACGCUUUUACAAGCAGGCAUGUUUCUGAGAGCAGCUUUUCUUUCUCACUUUAUUUCUUAGUGUCUCUAUCACCAUGAACUGAUUUCUUCAUUUCCCUUCAAUCCUACUGAGCAGGAUAUCGACUGAGAAUGAAAGGUACUUUCUCAGCCUUUAAGUCUAGAUCUUUCUGUCUUUACCCUGUCUCUUCCACUUUAUCAUGUCUGGGAAUAGUGUAACUUGCAUAAAGCUACAAUUGUUUACUACUGACUGGACUUGAACAUAUAUGACUGUUCCCCUGUCUUAUGAUAUCAUUCCACAAGUUUGUCUGUGAAUUUACUUUGGAAUAGUAACUGUAAAGAAUUUGGUAAAAGUACUUAUGUUUUUAAAAAAAAAUAUUGAUGUGUUUUCAGUUUAAUUCCCAUGUUUGAACAAAGUAUGUAGAGUUUAAAAGAACAACCAAAUAAAAAUUAAGUUACUUUUAA